Molecule: messenger RNA, 910 nt
Organism: Sycon ciliatum
Lineage: Eukaryota; Metazoa; Porifera; Calcarea; Leucosolenida; Sycettidae
Product: P2X purinoceptor 7-like
Exons: 4
Coding region: 208-867 (219 amino acids)
Source: RefSeq, a predicted model, not a curated record
GGCGCUGAGUCGAAUGGUCUUGGUCCGAAGUCUCUACGACGAAGCGUUCUUGAGAUAUUUCACUUUGAAAUUGCAAAAACGGGGGCCGCGCCCUGACGUCAUGCGGCCAUUUGGUUACAUCAUCACGGGCUGCCUACGUCAUUGUGGCAAAGUCGUUUCUCUUCGCCAAUCUACAAGCACUAAUUUUAGUUGGUAUUUCAAGGGAAGAUGAGCGAUUCCGAACAUUCCUCUGUCUCCAGCAAUGAAGGCAGUGAUGCUGAGGCCAGUGAAGAUGACCAACAGCCCACCGCCGCGUAUGGUUGGGGCAGGGAGCCCAGAUACUCUGCUGAGGAGCUGGCAUCGCGUGUAGUAAAUGUUGAGGAAGAAGAUGCCUCAGCAGCUGCGUCCGACAUGAUUGAGGAGGAGUACGCUUGGCCACCAGUAUCGCGAGUGGGAAACACCGACUGGUGCGAGUGUGGACAAAAGUGUACGGCCAUGCCCAACCGCUUGGAAUGCCUUUGUUGCCAAGAUGCAGCCGUCACUGUUGAGUUGGUGAGACGGUACGACGUCUCUUGCAUUACUGACCUGGCAGAUUACGAUAUCGUAAUCUUGCACCGAGGUGUGCUGAGUACUGCUCUACGAGGUUACUUCGACAUGCGAAAGCAACCCAUGCCUGUGACGGAAGAACCUGACAACAGAUCUCUACGCUAUGCGGCAUACAGGCAGUACACAUUGUAUGUACAUGGAAAGCUGGGCAAGCACGUUCGUUGUCGAAUUCCAGCCUGCGUUGUCAACACCAUCAGGCAAAGAUAUCCUAAUCCUGCAGGUGUUCCUUAUCAAGGUUUCAAUGAGGCAAGUGAAGACAUUGCACAGUGGCCAGAAAACUAAUACAUCCCAUGUCAACUUUGCCACCACCUCAGCCUUCUCAGGA